AUGAAAGAAAAAGAAAUUCUUAAUUUAUAUUCAACAGAAUCUCCUUUAUACUAUAUUGAAUGGGAUAAAGUUAAUGAUCUUAAAAGUAAAUUCCCAAAUCUUGAUAUUAAUCGGGAGAUUAAGAAUAUCACACCACUUGAUUGUUCAAUUAAAUAUGGCUCAGAAUUGUGUUUCAAUUACUUGAAAAAUUUAGGAGCUAAAUACGCUAAAUACUCCGAAAAAUACGCUGUUCAAGGCGGAAAUAAAAUCAUUUUUAUGCAAAUGAUAGAAGAAGGUAAAUCAUUUGAUAACAUGAUUAAUACAGCAUUGGAUUAUCGAAACUAUGAAAUUGCUGAGUACCUUCAAUCAAAUUUAGGUCAAACAUUUGAUUCAAUAGCAGAAAGUAUGCAUUUCGGAAAUUAUCAUAUUGCAUCUUAUUUACUUACUAAUGGAGAAGAUAUCAACAAAAUUUAUAAUUUCUUUCUUUUCAUAUUUAACAUUGUUUUAUGA
Trichomonas vaginalis G3 is the source of this 489-nucleotide messenger RNA. RefSeq names its product protein ubiquitination. Bases 1 to 489 code for a protein of 162 amino acids. The record is from RefSeq and is a predicted model, not a curated record. Lineage: Eukaryota; Parabasalia; Trichomonadida; Trichomonadidae. The transcript has a single exon.